AUGACCACACCUGUUUCCCCGCUGGCCGUCUCGCCGACAACGCCACUUACCAUCGCCGACGCCAAACAACUAGGGAUUAAAACUUUUGCGCUGGCCGCCAAGUUGACCCUUCGCUCGACGGCCAUUGUCACGAAAUUCAGUAGCCAACUGACUUGGCGCAUCGACAAUUAUCAGAAGCAUUUUGAGGCAGCUCGGAAGGGGCGCGUGCCGGUCAUCUACAGCCCGCCCUUCCACACACAUAGGCAUGGCUACAAAAUGUGCGCUGUUUUGGCGCCGUUUGGUGAAGGAAAAGCUGUGCGUCAAUACGUCUCGUUGUUCGUCUCCAUCCUGCGCGACGAAUAUGACGCCAUCCUGCCAUGGCCCUUCAAAUGCCCGGUGCGGAUCAGCUGGAUGAAUCAAGAUGGCAGCGAAGUGCAUCUAACGGAAUGCAUUCUGCCGAAAGCGCUCCCCGAGAACGAUCCAUUCCUGGGAAGACCGAAGGCCGAACGCAACCCGGCUUUUGGGAUACAGCGUUUUGCCCUCGUCGCUGACAUCGUCAAGGGCAAGUACGUCGUCAACAAUACGGCCUUCAUCCGCGUCAAUGUCGACGUCAGCAAGGUACCGACGCUU
Mesorhabditis spiculigera is the source of this 609-nucleotide messenger RNA. The record is from the annotation of a GenBank genome assembly. Lineage: Eukaryota; Metazoa; Nematoda; Chromadorea; Rhabditida; Rhabditidae.